AUGCGCAUGUCUGAUUGCAACAGCACCCUGGCAUACUUCAUACAGGGCUACUCCGGCAACCCUAUGAGUCCUUUUGACGUGCAGUUUGACCCAGCAUCGGACACUCUAAUAUCAAGCUUCCUCUGGGGAGUGUCUCUUGUUCGACCAUUCUCCUGGCUAAGUCAGCCUGAUCUGCUUGCGCAGGUGCAGGUGGCAUUGGUCCACUAUAAAUUGCUGGACAGAGGUGAUCUGCACAUUGACGGGACCAUUGCUCAAGUGCGCGACUCCAUUUUGAUCCAGUCAAGAGUGUGUCAAGCCCUGCACGAGGGCACAGAUCAAGAUAUCACCUACUCUCACCUCGUCUUGAUUGACCUGCAACACCAUCGUCUGGAUCCCUUGUGGCAAAAAAAUCAAAGCCACUUUUUUGAAGACGUGCGACUUUGGCAUCUGGAAUCAAGAUCGGAAAUAGGGGAAGAGGUGAACGAUCCAUCUCAUCCUGGUUUCGUAACGGAUGGGGAGCAGCCUUGGGACGUCGUCGAUAGAGUACGAGACAUGUACAUGGAUGCGACCACGAUCUACGUUUGGCGCGCAAAGACUGGCUUGCACUACAUCGACUUUGGCAUUGCAGCCAAAAUCGCGAGUAACAUCGCCUCUGCUGCCCCUCCAGAAGACCAGGAGUGA
Messenger RNA from Ceraceosorus guamensis, 660 nucleotides. RefSeq lists its product as hypothetical. The record is from RefSeq and is a predicted model, not a curated record. The coding region runs from base 1 to 660 and encodes 219 amino acids. Lineage: Eukaryota; Fungi; Basidiomycota; Exobasidiomycetes; Ceraceosorales; Ceraceosoraceae. The transcript has 2 exons.